This is a messenger RNA of Strigops habroptila (Kakapo), 7753 nucleotides long. It is a transcript of the gene CAPN3, whose product is annotated as calpain 3. The record is from RefSeq and is a predicted model, not a curated record. Gene Ontology annotation, cellular component: cytoplasm. Gene Ontology annotation, molecular function: calcium ion binding; calcium-dependent cysteine-type endopeptidase activity. NCBI's taxonomy places the organism in Eukaryota, Metazoa, Chordata, Aves, Psittaciformes, Psittacidae. Gene Ontology annotation, biological process: proteolysis; negative regulation of apoptotic process. Bases 37 to 2571 code for a protein of 844 amino acids. The transcript has 25 exons.
ACUAAGUGUUCUCCCAAGGGUAUCUGGUUAAAGUGAAUGGCUAUUCUUUUAUACUCUGGCCUUCAGUACGAUACCUGCACUACAUUUGCAAGAUCUUGCUUUCUUUCAACACUCGCUGUAAGCCUGGUUCCCAUGCCGUCCGCCAUCAAUGCAGCAGUGGCUCCGCAGACCGCUGCUGGGUCAGUUCCCAGCGCUACUAUUAGCACUACUACAACUGAAGGUGCAGGUGGGGGCACAGGAGGGAUUUAUUCUGCCAUUAUAAGUCGCAACCAGCCCAUUAUCAGAGUAAAGGAGAAGACCUAUGAAGAGCUUCACAAGAAGUGCCUGGAGAAAAACAUUCUCUAUGAAGAUCCUGAUUUCCCACCAAAUGAGUCCUCCCUCUUCUAUAGCCAGAAAGUCCCCAUCAAGUUCGAAUGGAAAAGACCACGUGAAAUCUGUGAGAAUCCACGGUUUAUUAUCGGUGGAGCCAACAGAACAGAUAUCUGCCAAGGAGAAUUAGGUGACUGCUGGUUCCUGGCUGCCAUUGCUUGCCUGACGCUGAAUAAAAAACUACUCUGUAAAGUCAUACCUCAUGACCAGUCCUUCAUACAAAACUAUGCUGGCAUCUUUCACUUCCAGUUCUGGCGCUAUGGAGACUGGGUGGAUGUUGUCAUCGAUGACUGCUUACCCACGUACAACAACCAGCUGGUCUUUACCAAGUCCUCCCAGCGCAACGAGUUCUGGAGCGCCCUCCUGGAAAAGGCCUAUGCAAAACUACAUGGGUCAUACGAAGCUUUGAAAGGAGGCAACACCACUGAAGCCAUGGAGGACUUCACCGGAGGAGUCACAGAGUUCUACGAGAUAAAGGACGCACCUAAAGAUAUCUAUAAAAUCAUGAAACAUGCCAUUGACAGAGGAUCCCUCAUGGCUAGCUCCAUUGAUGAUCACCUAGGCUUUUCGUAUGGAUCAGCUCCUCGGAGCGACAUUGGGGAACUGAUUGCUCGAAUGGUGAAGAAUCUGGAAAACUCACAGAUGAGUUACCCCACUGUAGACUACCAGGCGACAGAUGACAGGCCAGCCUGGACCAUAGUGCCAAUGCAGUAUGAAACCCGGAUGUCUUGUGGGCUCGUCAAAGGUCAUGCCUACUCAGUCACGGCCGUGGAAGAGACAACAUUUAAAGGGGAAAAAAUACGUCUGGUAAGGCUGAGAAACCCCUGGGGACAGGUGGAAUGGAAUGGACCUUGGAGUGACAAGUCAGAGGAAUGGACCUUUAUUAACGAAGAAGAGAAAAUCCGCCUGCAGCACCAGAUUGUGGAGGAUGGGGAGUUCUGGAUAUCAUUUGAAGAUUUCAUGAGGCACUUCACAAAACUUGAGAUCUGUAACCUCACACCUGAUACUCUAGAAGCUGAUAAACUCCAGACCUGGACUGUGUCAGUCAAUGAAGGGCGCUGGGUGAGAGGCUGCUCAGCUGGAGGCUGCCGCAAUUAUCCAGAUACAUUUUGGACCAAUCCCCAGUAUCGCUUGAAGCUCCUGGAGGAAGAUGAUGAUCCUGAGGAUGAACAGGUUAUCUGCAGCUUCCUUGUCGCACUGAUGCAGAAAAAUAGGAGGAAAGAACGCAAGCUGGGAGCCAACCUGUACACCAUUGGCUUUGCCAUCUAUGAGGUGCCCAAAGAGAUGCAUGGUAAUAAGCACCACUUGCAAAAGGAUUUUUUCCUCUACAAUGCCUCCAAAGCUAGAAGUAAGACCUAUAUAAACAUGCGAGAAAUCUCUGAGCGCUUCCGGUUACCUCCCAGCGAGUAUGUCAUCAUCCCAUCAACAUACGAACCCCACCAGGAGGGAGAAUUCAUCCUGAGGGUCUUCUCAGAGAAAAGAAGUCUUUCAGAAGAGGUUGAAAACAUGAUUGAGGCAGACCGUCCAUCGAUAAAGAAAAAGGGCAAGCCUAUCAUCUUUGUUUCUGACAGAGCCAACAGCAAUAAGGAGCUGAAUGCAGAUGAAGAUGCUGGCAAAGAUGGUGAAAAAACCCACGUAGAUGAGAAAAAGCGUCCUUCAACAAAAACUCGUGAGGGGAGUGAAGAGGAAAACCAGUUCAGGAAUAUUUUCCGACAGAUUGCAGGGGAUGACAUGGAGAUCAAUGCUGAAGAACUCAGGAAUGUUCUCAAUAAUGUUGUAAAAAAACAUAAGGACCUAAGGACAGAAGGAUUUGAACUGGAAUCCUGCCGCAGCAUGAUUGCUUUAAUGGAUACAGACGGCUCAGGGAGAAUAAACUUUGAUGAGUUUCGACAUCUCUGGGACAAGAUUAAAAGCUGGCAGAAAAUAUUCAAGCGUUAUGACACGGAUCACUCAGGAACCAUUAACAGCUACGAGAUGCGCAAUGCAGUCAAUGACGCAGGGUUUCGGCUGAACAACCAGCUCUACGACAUCAUCACCAUGCGCUACGCCGACAAGAACAUGAACAUCGACUUCGACAGCUUCAUCUGCUGCUUCGUGCGCCUGGAUGCCAUGUUCAGGGCAUUCCACGCCUUUGAUAAAGAUGGAGAUGGCAUCAUUAAGCUCAACGUGCUGGAGUGGCUGCAGCUCACGAUGUAUGCGUAACAGUGGAGCCAGGGGCCACCUUCAUCAAGAUCACACUCAAGACUUCUGUUUUGAGUAACUAGCUCCAUUCAUCCCCAAGUAUGAACAAGAGCAUUUCCUUAUCAUGUGCUUCGCAAGAUAAAGAGCGCAUGGAAAGAAGCCCUGGAAAAAAGGGACAAGCAUACUGCAGUAGGCAGACCAGUGCACGUAUUCUGUAACCACUUUUAUAACUUCCUGACAUUUUCCUUUGGGCAAUGAGGAUUAGUUUACUGAUGACUGAACCAAGGUUUUUCUGCAUAGUAAAGUCAUGGAGCAUGCAUCGUUACUCUGCUUAUGCUGACAACUGGAAAAGUCUUCCCUCAAAUCAGGCAAAAUUGGGACUGUAGCUGAAUUGUGAAAGUCAGAGGUGUUUACUGCCACCUUGUAAUUAGUCAUUAACUCUUUGUCCUGCUUUUGAUACUAUCAUGUCAGCAUCGUCAUAAUGGUGACUGAACACUUCACAUGUGAUUGUGCUAGAUUACAUUAUUAUGAAUCCCAAGCACUUAUGUUGGUUGUUAGAGAUGUGGCUGCACUGGUUGGUUCUCUGCUGUGCUAGAAACAUGGAAGGGACUGCAGUACCCGCGUACAGCUUGGUCUAGUGCCUUCGUAAAAGUAUCAGAAUUGAGCCAUUUACUCUCAUUUUUAGUACCUCAUAGUAAAGACUUUAAAUAGUUUUUAUUGUAACCGCAGUCUCUGUAACAUUGACAAAGUUGUUCCACCUUCAAGACAAACUUGUAUAGAUGCAAAUUUAUGUAUCUACGCAAACACACCUCCUCCCUCUGCCCUUAAAGUCCUAUUGCCCAACAGCAUUAUGUAUUUCUUUAUUGUAAGAGGAAUCAGACACUACGGGAAGAUUAUUAGAAUAUCUAAGUACAGUCCAUUUAAUUGAACCAAAAAUAAAAUCAACCGGAUUUUGGCCUAAUCUUCAGGGUUGGUUUUUUUUGGUUUUGGUUUGAAAGAAAAGAGGAGGGUAAAACACUGAGCACUUUUCCAUCAUUCUCCUGAAUAUACACCAGCUUUUGGAGUUUUAUGUCAAACGUGAAAUCAGCUUAGUAUCUCAAACACGUGCCAGUUUGCUCCUUGAAAGCUUAAAAAAACACUAUAAUUGAGAGGCUCCCUAGUUACCAGCUUUAAGGAUGACAGGCUUUCAGAACUGGCCAAUCGUUGAUCAAUGUAAAAAUGGAAGGAAAAAUGAAAUGGGCAAGAAAAGGUGUGAAAAGACCAGACUCUGGCAGGAGAACCUUCUGCUUAGUUCUCUAGUGUGGAAAAGGAACAAUGCAAUCCACUAUUGUAAAGCAAAAUUGUAAAAACAAAUUGUAGCAUCCAUUUGAAGUUGUUCUGGUAAGCAGCACAUUUAACUGAAAGGUCACUAAGAAAACAUUUUGACUAAAAAGUUCUUAAUGUUGUCCUGCACUGUAACUUACUCCAAAAGAGUGAGAAAAUCUAAAGAAGAGUUAUUUUCCUUUAAGUUCAACUUUUGUUUUAAUCCAAAUCACAUUUCUAAGAUGACUGGAACACUGAGAACCCUGGGUUCCAGCCCUGUUAUCUUCACUAACCUAUUCCAUACAAAAAAGAAAAUGGCAGAGAGGUGCUUAGCUGGGAUCUUCAGAGAAUAAACAAAAUCUAUCAGUCAAAAGAUCAGAAUCAAGAUUUUUUUAUUGUCAACUCAAAACUGGUCCUUAAAGUUGUGACAUGUGAACUACCAGCAGCUCUAGAGAACUUCCCUUCGCAAGGAUCAUGAAGCAAAACUUGCAACACUGCUGCCAGUGCUGGAGCUUCCAAGUGGCCUGUCUGAAUUCAUCCAGCCCUCUUAAAAAAGGAAAAAAGUCCAGAACAAAGUAAACCUCUACUGAAUGCUGUUGAAGAAUCAUUCUAUUCAAAACAAGGAAGAAUGAGACUGACAAACCGUAACAAUAUAAAGAACUUUUAUUUUUUUAAUUUUUAUUUUUUAUUUUUUAUCUUCUUUUUUUCUUCUUUUGCUGUGUAAAAUUUCAUUAUUAUGCUCACAGCUUUGUACCAAAGCGAGAGAAGAAACCCAUGGUCAAUCUGUGCACAUGUUCUACACAGCUUAAAUUAUUACAUACACAAUCAUGUUGCUUUAUUCCACUUCCAUUCUUCAAAAAGACCGUUCAACAGUUACAGCAAAAUGAAAUUUGAGAAGCUGCCAGGUGUUUAUAACAGAAUAUAUACCUACACCGUUUGCUCUUUCACAAUUAAAUAUUUUACAAACAGUAGCUGAAACCUUUUCCUUAUCCUCCCUCACAUAUUCUGCAACUCUGGACAACUUAGACUGUUUGAAUGAUUGUACCCUACAAGCCUGAAAACCAAAAUUCAUCUGUACCUGUGUUUUAACUCAAAAGAAGGGGAAAAUAUUUUCUCAACAACACAUUUUGUUUCUGGGAACCUGCAGUUUACUGUGAGUUUUCAGUUAUCGUUUACCUAUGUUAUACAGUUUGAAAUGUGCACUAAGAACUGCACUACUUCAAACACACUGCACAGCCAAACCCUUGCUAUUUUGCAGAAGGCAGCUCAUGUGCCAAUAUGUUUAAAGUCUGCAAUCCACAUGUAAGUGACACAAGGCAAGCAGAAGCUGAGAUAUUUAAUGCAUCUUUGUACCAACAGAUGCAGCAGUUUUCCCUGUGUCCCCUUCCACAUACAGAGGCAGCAGCAAUAAAUAGGCCAUAGAGUGUUUUGCACUGCCAAUUAGCUGUUAUUUUUCCCUAUCAUUUGAAGGAGAAAGGAGAAACAAAUAUUGACCAAUCCCAUCAUUAUCUUAUUCAAUACAUGCGAGUCUGUUGGGCUGGGGAAGGUUAAGCUUUGCAGAACAUGUGAACUUCCAGUGAUCAUUUUAUGCUACUCACACCCUCCUUUUGGAGCUCAGGCAGGGCUUGGUAUGCUAUGGCACAAGUUCCCAGGCUUUUGGAGAAUGAUGUAACUGGUUUCAGUAGUGCCUGGCCCAUUCUUUGCAUCAUAAAAUCAUGCAAUGCCUCUGAGCACUUUCUGUCCGCCAGGGAGGCUCAUAUCUUAAUAGACACAAUAUCAAUCCUGCUAAGAGGAAUAUGGUGCCUUGCCCCCCAAAAGGGCCUGCCAUAUGGAGUCAGCCAUAUAGCGAGUCCAGAGCUCCUUAUUUAAUAUUUGACUAAUAAGAUAAACACAGCUAACCACAAAAUAAACCUUCACUCUACUCACUCUUCCACCCACAACUUUUUACUUGCAUAAAAAACAAACUGAAAACAAAAAUAGUCCUGAAACAGGCUUCAGAGGUGCAGUACUGCUUUUCAUGCAGAACUCUUCAACCAGAGGUAUAUCAGCAGUCAAAACCCUAAGCUCCAAGAGUGGAGAGGAUGCCACUAAUGGCUACCAAGCCGAUACAUUAGUUUGGCAUCUCUCUUCUACAACUGCCUCCAGAAGAAGCAAAUUGUCAAUAGCAAAAGCUGAACCAAAUUCCAGCUGAACAAAUAGGAAACCUGCCCACAGAACUCCAGAGAAGCUUGGGGAUUUCCACAGCUGUACAACAACUUCAUAGCAAAUGAUAUCCCCAGAAGAAAGCAGCACAGCAUUUUCCUCUAACCCCCUGAGCCAUUUUAAAGAUUGUUCUUAAUUCAUAAAGCAAAAUUCUACAAACACUCAUGCAGCUCUGCUAUUCCUGCCUCUUAUCCACUUUAAGAUUCUUACAAUAUAUCUGAAAUGACCUACGAAGCAGCAAAAAGCGUCACUGCUAAAGCUGGAUUUCGUAAGCCCAGACUUUUCAGAAGGACUGUUUUCAAGGCCAGAUAAAGAAGUAUCGUAGACUACAAGAAAAGGAAGUCUGCUUCCACCAACUAGAAAAGAUAAACUCAACAAGCAAUCAGGAAUGCAAAUACAGUGUAAUAACUGUUCACUGCAACAUCUAGUGAGAAAGAUCUUCAUACACUCCUGAAAACAGCUGAAAGAAUGUGAAGAGUCACAAGGAAGAAGUAACAAAAUCUACUCUCACACACUAUUUUUCAGAAUGCUUGUCCUCAGGACACACACCUUCACUUCAAGCACAGUCCAUGAAGGACAGCUUCAGACGUUCAAAUUGUUUAUGCCACGCUUUUACAUGCUCCCUUAUUGAGGUUCAAAAAAACCCCCACAACUACUCUUGAAUAUCAAUAAUUUUGGAAAUGGUUUAAGUAUCAUGCAGUCUUCUGCUCUUAGGUCAUGAAAAAAAACCGCAAAUACCCUCAAGACUUUAGAGCAAUACAGCCUGCAUCAGAAAACAUUGACACUGCUCAGAUUUCCCUGAAUCUGAUUCUCUCUUGAACCACUUCAUCCACAGACUACAGAAAGAAAAAAAAAUUAAAAAUAAAUCAAAAGCACAAACACACACCCCAAAAACCAAAAUAAAACCACCCUCAAAACAGCCCGGGGGCUGAGCCACAUAUCAGGGAUUUUGCCUGUCCACAAACAGCUUAAUAAAAAUCCCAAACAAAUCACCACAGAAGCAUUGGAACCUCAGAGACUCCUAUGUCUUUGAAAUAGGAUGCUACUGCCCCUCAUUCCUAUUUUAUUCUUGUCUCUCACUAAAAAAAAAUCAUCAAUGUCAAGCAACUAAAGAGAAAUGAUACUUGUCCACUACAACAACAAAAAAUAGUUUGCUUCAGAGAAGGCCCUGAAGUUCCUUGAUUUGAUGGUAGUGGAACAUGCAUGGGCUUUCCUCAAUCAGUUUCUUGGCCUAAAAAGGCUUCUCUGUAGGCAAAGAAUGAGGCUAUAAAACUUACGUGGCCUGUUUUGGCAUACCAAGCGUUGAAGUAGUGGUCAAAGAGUUGCCUAGUAAAAACAGUAGGCUCAAUUUGUUUGAAAAGCAUCAUUUGUGAGCAGCUCAGUUUUGACACUGGGCUGUCUUUACCUUCUGUUACAGUUUAAGGCAACCUUGCUUUUUUUUUUUCUUUUUAUCCUGAGCAGUAAGUUAGGCAAAAGUGAACACAAAGCUCCUUGCUAGAUUAGCCUCAUUGUUUAAAAGAGCUCUUUGCUAAAUUAGUGUCAUUAUGGGAGAGAGGGUCACAAAUGCAAGAAGUACAUUUCACAGAAUUAACUGGGUGAAGUUUUCCAUCCCAAGGGAUGCCCGCAGAAGAAUCCUUACAAGUAGAAAGAGUCUUCACCUCUGCACUGGCUUCUCUGCAUUAGUAGAAACAAGACUUUA